UGCGACGCGACGCGUCCACGUGAUCGUUAUUUGUUGAUGAUCCCCGGCCCGGUCGUGUCAGUGUCACUACUCUCUUUCUCCCCAUUGCGUUGACCGGCUAUAGCUUGAGCACUUUCUUCCACAUUGAUACGCGCUGCAAGUGCUACUUCUGGACACAACAAUAAUUCGCGAACCAACUUCGCCGCCUUGAUCCUGCGCAUCGAAGGGCAGUUCCAAGCCUGUCCAGCCUUCCGACCGGUCUUCCUGCCCUCCUAUCACGAGACGUAACACAAUGGUCAAACAUGCACUCGAAAUCCCCAGUUCCUCCGCGACGCCACCAUCCAAGCGCGCCCGCUUCGAGCCCGGCACGAGCAGUCCCACGCGCCGCUAUCUCCCAUCCGCGUCCGACUCCUCGCCCUACACUCGUUAUUCCUUUCCGAGCUCAGGGACGGGAACCAGCACGCCGUACAGCAUCCCCUCCGACUCGCCGUCGAACCCAUUCGGCCUCCAGCGCGCGCUCCUCGCGCUCAAGCUCCCGCGUCCGCUCGGGUUUGCGAAACACCUUGCCUUGCGCUUUCAACUCGUGUAUGAGCCGCCACGCCGCGAUGUGAAGGGGAAGGGCAAGGCUCGCGUAGGGCACUAUGACAUAGGCGGAGACGUGGAUGAGGCGGAUCUAGCGAGGACACUCGCGGAGGAGCUCGACAACGUACACCGCGUCGUCCAGGUGCCGACGAACUAUACAUUGCGCCAUCUCCACAAACUCAUCCUCUGGCUCUUCGCGUCCGACGCGCGCUGGGAGCGCCCCGCAGGCGCGAAGCUGCCUACCAGACAUCGGCGCAGCUCGCGGCUGAAGGAACAUAAGGUUCCGUCUAGUAAUGGACAGCGCCGUACGAGAUCCGCUCACGACGGACGUGCGAGGGGCAAGCGGAGGGUGGCGGAGGUAGAGGAGCCGGCGUUCGCCCCGCGGCCGGCUAUAGGCACGGACAUCCCACCCAGCUGGGCCGGGCAUGUGUUCGAUGUGCGCGACGACGUGCAGCUCUACACGCCCAGCUACCGCCCUGGCGUGAUCAAGCGCAACGCGGGGCGCGUCCGCGUGCGGUUAUCGAGUGUGCGUGACAGGCAGCUCUUUCCGGAUUUCGGCGACGACGCGCUCGUUGGUGCGUCCUCUCGUUACGCGUCGUCUGCUGCGAGUACGAGUGGCGCGUGGGACGAAGGCGAGGAGCUGGAUGUCAUCAGCGUGCCGGAGACGAGCUUCGAAGAAGACGCGGACGACCUCAGCGGAGAUGAUGCAGAAGGGGACGGUAAGGGUGCGACGGAAUGGGUGUGGGAGGCGGAGGACGACUAUACGGUUGGACACAUCUGGCCAGAUGGUCCUGAUCUAACGAAGGGCAUUAUAUAUCACCACCUUCCAGGCGUGUCCAUACAUAUCACGCAGAACAGCAGCAAGCUUAUGCCGCGUAAGGGCGUCGGGAACCAGCCGUUUGUCUUUCGCUGGAAGGGGUCGGCGCGUGGAGCCAUCCGCAUAGCCCAUCUCUCUACUCCAUCCACCUCCCUCGAUUCCCUUCCAUCGCUCGCCUGCCUGUCGGACGAAGUCUUUGAGGACGAGACGGACACAGAUGAGCUCCGCCUCCGUCGAUGGAACCACCUCGACGCGUUCGCGCGUUUCCUCUCUCAGGAGGAAGAGCGCGAGCGUACUCUCCGCCGGCAGCGCACCCGCACCCUCCCCCCUGGUCUAUCCGACGCAGGGUUCAGCUCGCCUCCAUACGCCCGCCUGGAUCGCCUUCACUCGCCACUCCCGCCCUCGUCCCCGCCCCGGUACAGUUCGUCGCCCACACACCCCGGGCCCUCGAACUCCUCGCCGCCCCUCUUCGCGUUCCCGUCCCUCGAGUCACCGCAAUCCAGUCCGCGCAGGCCGCGCACGUCGCCGCUGCGGCGCACGUUCUCCCCGAGGGCGCGCGCGCGGACACUGUCGUACCCGCUCUCGUCGCCCGGCAUGCGGAGCACACUGAGCACGCUCCCGCUCACGACGCCGUUUCCGGCGCACCCGCUGCUCGCGAGGCGCGUGCGGCGGGCGUCGAACAGGUUGACGCGGAUCACGAGGAGCGGGUUGAAGGAGAUGGGGAGCAGUGAGGAAGAGGAUGAGGGGAAGAGAAAGAAGCAGAGUAGCAAGGGUAAGCGGGAGGAAGAGGCAGAGGAGGGUGGACGUAUCUUGGUCGUCGACUCGGAUGGCGGCGAGGAUGUUGACGGAGAGGGGAUCGACGGGCCGAAUGAGGAUGUAGAGUUCGAUGGGGACUCGCUGUUUGCGGAUGGAGAGGUGGGGGACCUGCAGUCCGAUGGGUUCUGGAGUGAGAUGGGAGGUCUUGGCUCUGAGCAUGACCAGUGGAUCGGGGAAGGGAGGGAGGAGGAUUGGGACCCGUUCGGGGAAGCCGAGGUGUGAGGCUCCUGGAUAGUAGCGGCGGGUUUGUUAUACUUAUCGAUAUGUGUCAUAUCAUUGAAUAUAGUUCUCCGAUUGGAGUGCAAGUCGCUCCCCUUGGAGGAGUC
Molecule: messenger RNA, 2520 nt
Organism: Rhodofomes roseus
Lineage: Eukaryota; Fungi; Basidiomycota; Agaricomycetes; Polyporales; Fomitopsidaceae
Exons: 3
Coding region: 272-2416 (714 amino acids)
Source: RefSeq, a predicted model, not a curated record